This is a messenger RNA of Mytilus californianus (California mussel), 1272 nucleotides long. RefSeq lists its product as uncharacterized. The transcript is spliced from 2 exons. The record is from RefSeq and is a predicted model, not a curated record. Bases 140 to 1060 code for a protein of 306 amino acids. NCBI's taxonomy places the organism in Eukaryota, Metazoa, Mollusca, Bivalvia, Mytilida, Mytilidae. Gene Ontology annotation, molecular function: protein binding.
UUUAUAUAUAACUUAAGUAUAUUUACAAGGUCACAGACAGUUACGAUGAUACGUAUAGACAUUUACAAUAGUAAAUCACCUCAGCACAGACAAAGCUGACCUACAGACAAGUUUUGACGCAAGCAAAAACUGCUAUACCAUGGAACCUUGCAAUCAGUGGGAAAACAAGACCAGUAAACAAGUUCGGGAAGAAUUCAAGGCUAUCAAACUUGAGUAUCAGAACAUAAAAGUAGACAUUAAGCCUGGAAAUUAUACCUGCUGCUUGUUUCUGCCAAACUCUGAUAUUGCCUUUGCUAAUCAUAUGGAUGAUGUUGUGUUGAUUUAUAAAAUAGACGGAACUCUCAGCGCAAGUAUUUCGAUAGAAACGCCAUUUGCCAUUACUUCCAUCGACGAUGAAACUAUUGCUGUAACUGGAGGCAACACUCGUCUUAUUUCCAUAAUCAGUUUGUCUAGUAACAGUGUAGUCAAAACCAUAAAAACUGAAGAGACUGGGUGUUGGGGCAUAACUUACUAUGAUGGCUUCCUUUACUUUGUGGUUGAAUGGAAAUGUAUCUUUACUUUAAAUCUAUCCAAUGAUAACCAAAAAAGGUUAAACUAUUUAAAUGAUAAACACUACAAUAGUCAUUGCAGGUCCCAUCUCACCUCUUUUGGCAACAGACUAUGCUAUACCUCAAAUGAAAAUGCAGAUGUCGUGGUUCUUAAGAUAAAUCCGGAUAAAGAAUCUGCAGAGAAAGUAUACCAGGUGUACGAGCCUGAUGUAAUAAAUGACCAAGGACAGUGCACAAUGGAUGAAGACAGACAUGUAUAUGUUGUUAGCCCAGAACUACGUCAGGUGAUAUUAGUAUCUGCACAAGCUGGUUAUACAUGUUCAUAUGACAACUGUCGCAAGUUAUUAGGCAAAGAUGACGGGCUUAUUUAUCCGAGUGCUAUUGAUUAUGACAGAAAAACAAAACGAUUUAUGAUAGUAAACUUAUUAUCAGAUGAUGACGGACCACUAAGUCCAUAUUUUAUGAUCUUCAAGAAGGCUAAACCAGAAAAUCAAGCUGAUCAAAAGUCGUGAACAUAUAUUUGUUAUGAUUGUUUGAAUAUUUACCCUAAUUGUUCUUCUGUUUGGACAUGACAAAGCAUCGCCUCACUAUAAGAAAACAAAUACUUUUUACUAUUGUUUGAGAAACUAUGAAGAGUUCGUGAAAGUUAUAUUUGAUCUGAGGAUAUUUCGGAUUAUUUUCAUAUUACUUAAUGUGGCGUAACAAAACAUUGAUCAUGUUUGGA